GUUUACCAGAUUUAUUAAUUCGUUUCUCUUGAUUCAGAGGUUUAGCAGUAAUUUUUGGCCCUUCAGGUACCUGUUGAUGGAAGUUUGAUUUCCUUACUACAUUGAUAUGAGUUUUGACGUGCAAUAAAAUGAAGAAUGAUGCAUUAAUUUUUCUUAGAAUGAAGUGUUGGAGCAAUCAAUUAACUGUUGAAAGAUAGAUUUAGGUGGAAAUUGUAAAAUGUGAUGCUGUAAUUAUGCUUGCCUUUGUUAUACUACAUUUGAUAAAUAUGGUUUACUUAAAUUGCUAACAUUUGUUGAUGAAAGGUCUAUUCAAUUUUCUGGUUGUACAUUUAGUAUUUGAUGUCUUUUGUGUACUAAUAUGAUUACUGUUUUCAUGUGCUGUAGGAUACAUGGCAUGCAAUCGAGCAUCCAAGUAGAAACAUUGGCGCAAGUGAAAGAUCCUAUGGAAUCUGUAAAGGACCUUUAUGAUGGAGAGAACACAGUAUAAUGAUACUAGGAGCAUUUCUGUUUUCAGUAUCGAGAUGUCUGUAAUAUAAUCAAGAAUGAUAGUUCUUUCCGAAGAAUUGGAUUGAAGGAGUUUUAUGAAUACAGCAUACUUUGGAGGAUUAUGGGAACCAAGAAGGAAUUUCGAGUGAAGCUUGCACAAUUGCUGAUACGGUUUGGAUAACAAACUUCACGGCCUGAAUGCAUUAUCUUUUUAUGCUUGUGAAAUUAUCAUAAUGGGUUAUAAGUAUACAAAGAAGAUCCCAUUUAGGAAGGCUAAGGUUUAACCAAUAAUGAAAUGCAUUAAAUUCUGGGAUCCUGAGAUCACAGUAAAAUCAACAUAGUGUAACGCUGUCAUUCCUCAAAGUGGCUUAGUAAGUUUUUGGGCACUUGUUGUCCGGUUAUUCUACUGUACUUUCUUUAUGCAGUGCUGUUCAUACCUUUUUUACUUUGGGAAAUUAGGACUAUUCAGAUAGAGUACGCAGAUGUGAAAGAGGUCCUCCUGCAAGCUGCUCAUAAAGCUCCUGUUGGAGCCCUUGGCUUCCGAGUUCAAUACAACAAAUGGGGCAUCAUAGCUUGGUUGCUACUUGGAGAUACACCAGAGAAAGGUGUCUUCAUGGAGAAAGGCAUGAGAACAGUUUGAGGCCAUACUUUGAGCAUACAAAUGUUGCAGUUGAGAGCAUUGUAGCCAAGGCAAUCCCUGAUGGUGCCUUAGAUGCAACUUUGGACCGUGCAACUGGAUGGAUGGUAUCAAAGGAGAUUGGGGAUGUAUAUUCCACAAAUGAACCUCAAUCUGCUUUCAAGUCGAGGAUUGCCUUCUGCCUCAACAUGCAUAAUGAGGCUGUGCGCGCACUGCGAUUAUCUCCAAAUUCACAUAAGAGGGAAAAGUGAAGUGCAGAAAAGAGGAGGGAGAGACAACAACAGGAGCAGGACUUCGAAAAGCAUUUUGAUAUCUUUUUUACUUGGGAAAGAUUAGGGCUAUUGAGUACACUGAUGUGUAAGAGAGCCUCCUGCAAGCUGCUUGUAAAGCUCCUGUCGGAUCCCUUGGCUUCUGAGUUCAAUGCAACAGAUAAAAGUGUCUUCAUGCUGAAAGAUGUGAAAACAGUUUUGAGCAUAUACUUUAACCUAUCAGACAAAAAAUGCACUGCUGAACCAGACUCUUAGCUGUUAUGAAAGGGAAAAUCGAUAAGCUGCAGGAGGCUCGAAAGAACUAAUCAAUGUGCCGGAAUGAAUGGGUAAUCGUGCCGCCGUUCUAGUUAACAGAAUAUGUGAACCGGAUCCUGAGGCUGCUUCAGUUUGCAGUUUAUAGGAAGAUCAUCUUAUGAGGCAGAAGUACUUUGACUGGUUCUUGCGCUAAAACUAGCCUGAAUCUGGCUAGAAAGGAUGACAAAUGUGAGUUGCAGCUCCAGUCCUUCCAGUUUGAUUGCCAUUAUGUCGAUAUCAAUCUUUGUGUCGUUUUUCAUAUGUUCACAUCAUGAUGUUCCGUGUAUUCUGGUUCCCAACAUGUAUUAGUGUUCGAUUUUGUGUUUGUGUUAUCUGACGCUCUAUUGCGUUGCUUUCAAUCUCAACUUAUCUCAUGUUGGCGUUGUUUGGUUCUCACCACUAUAAACUGCUGUCCUAUUCAUGUCUCAAUUUAUGAGUUGGCAAAUUGUGUAGGAUAUUCUCAUGCCAAAAGGUCCUGUAACAUUUUCUUUCAUUGAUAUGACUGAAAUGCACAGUUGUAAGUUUCUGAACAGGGCAAAAAAUAUUGGAAAUGUAUAAUCUGUCUGCUUGAUUGACGAUUCGGCGUUUCAUGA
Papaver somniferum (opium poppy) is the source of this 2279-nucleotide messenger RNA. RefSeq names its product probable 26S proteasome non-ATPase regulatory subunit 3. The coding region runs from base 1045 to 1374 and encodes 109 amino acids. Gene Ontology annotation, biological process: ubiquitin-dependent protein catabolic process; regulation of protein catabolic process. Lineage: Eukaryota; Viridiplantae; Streptophyta; Magnoliopsida; Ranunculales; Papaveraceae. Gene Ontology annotation, cellular component: proteasome regulatory particle, lid subcomplex; proteasome complex. The transcript has 2 exons. The record is from RefSeq and is a predicted model, not a curated record. Gene Ontology annotation, molecular function: enzyme regulator activity.